AACAAAACAAAAAUUCAAUGACCCCAACGCCGUAAAAAAGGCAUAGUUUAUCUGAACACAAAUUCUUAGACAGGCUUUGGCGUUGCAAUUAAGAAAAAAAAAAAAAAAGAGAAAAAGCUGGAAAUGUUGCUUGACUCACAAGACCUUCAACUUUGAUCAGUCUGCAAUUCCAAUCCAAUAAUUUUAAGUUUCAAAUCCCAAGUCCCAUCCCAGGAGAUUCCCUGAAGAAUCCCUGAACGAUGGUGUUAUCACAGAAGAUUCACGAAGCUUUCAAAGGAACUGUUGAGAGAAUUACCGGACCUCGUACUGUUUCUGCUUUCAAAGAAAAAGGGGUUCUCUCUGUCUCUGAGUUCAUUCUCGCUGGUGAUAAUCUCGUCACCAAAUGCCCUACUUGGUCUUGGGAAUCUGGUGAGCCCAGCAAAAGGAAGGCUUACUUACCGCCUGAGAAACAAUUCUUGAUAACUAGAAAUGUUCCUUGUCUUCGGCGGGCUGCAUCUGUGGAGGAAGAAUAUGAAGCUGCUGGAGAAGAAAUUCUUCUUGAUAAUGAAGAUAAUGAUGGCUGGUUGGCUACUCAUGGAAAACCGAAAGAACCUGUGCCUGAUGAGGAGGAAAACUUGCCCUCUAUGGAGUCAUUAGAAAUCAAGGAAACCAAACUCAUACAGUCUAUAUCUUCAUACUUUGGAGGCGAAGACGAUGAUAUUCCUGACAUGGCCGAAUAUGAAGGACAGGACAAUGUCAUUGAAGAAGAUCCUGCAACUCUUUCAACUACAUAUCUGGUUGCUCAUGAACCCGAUGAUGAAAAUAUACUGCGAACACGUACAUAUGAUGUCAGCAUUACGUACGACAAGUAUUAUCAAACUCCACGCAUAUGGCUUACUGGUUAUGAUGAGUCAAGGAUGCUUUUGCAACCAGAGCUUGUGUUGGAAGAUGUUAGCCAAGACCAUGCUCACAAAACGGUGACUAUUGAAGAUCAUCCUCAUUUGCCUGGAAAGCAUGCUUCUGUGCAUCCGUGCAAACAUGGUGCAGUGAUGAAGAAAAUUAUUGAUGUACUGAUGUCACGUGGGGUUGAGCCAGAAGUUGACAAGUACCUCUUCUUAUUUUUGAAAUUCAUGGCAUCAAUUAUUCCCACUAUUGAGUACGAUUACACUAUGGAUUUUGACAUGGGAAGCAGCAGUUGAUACAGCAUACAGGUUAAUGGAAGCGACAACAUGAAAGAAGUGCAAAAAAUGUGUUUGCUUCAUUCAUCCUGAUUGAUUGUCAAACCUGUGCUCUUCUGUACAUAUUUACUAAAUACUGCUCUUUUAUCUGACUUUGCUCUUUGUUGGCUGUACAGUUUGUGUACGCUAUCAGUCUUCAUCUGUUCACUCUUAAACUUAUUCAUGAAAAAGUUGCCAAACUUUCUGUGAUGAUUGAUAAGUAAUAAAAUUAAAAGAAAAAAACCUGUGAUUAUUUUAUGUUA
Molecule: messenger RNA, 1459 nt
Organism: Amaranthus tricolor (Joseph's coat)
Lineage: Eukaryota; Viridiplantae; Streptophyta; Magnoliopsida; Caryophyllales; Amaranthaceae
Product: autophagy-related protein 3
Exons: 10
Coding region: 240-1178 (312 amino acids)
Biological process (GO): autophagy of mitochondrion; nucleophagy; autophagosome assembly
Cellular component (GO): cytoplasmic ubiquitin ligase complex; cytosol
Molecular function (GO): Atg8-family ligase activity
Source: RefSeq, a predicted model, not a curated record